UCGUGCUCCAAUUACUAUCUGACCAUCAGUACACGUAUCAGUACACGACGGAUAGCAAAACCGGAUGUUUGACCAAUCUCUUUUUCGUACAUCCUACAUCACUUGACAUAUGGCGUGCAUUUCCUUGGAUCAUUGAAAUAGACGCCACGUAUAAAACCAACGUUUACAACAUGCCGCUUGUUGAGAUUGUGGGUGUCACUCCAACUGGCAAGACAUUCAGCAUUGCGCACGCACUUAUUGAAAAUGAGCAACAUGCGGCAUACACAUGGGUGUUACAGUGCUUGAGGUCGACGCUCGAAGAAGGGUUCGUCGUGCGUGUGGCACUCACUGAUCGGGAUCUGGCCCUCAUGAAAGCGGUUAAGGAUGUGAUGCCGGAAACGAAGCUGAUACUGUGUAGAAUACACAUUUGGAGGAAUAUUGAGUUACAUGCCAACCCAUCGUUUGGGUCAAAAAAAGAUUAUGGUUCGUUUAGACACCGGUGGGAUAAACUCGUAAAGUCAAUCACGGUUAAAGAAUACGCAGAGAAUGAGCAGCGGCUAAAAGUAUUCUUGGCAGAUAAACCAAAUCUUUAUAAGUAUCUACAAAUACAGUGGCUUGCCUCGUACAAGGAGUUAUUUGUGUCAUGUUGGGUCGACCAACACCGCAACUAUCGUAACUAUACUACCAACAGGGUUGAGAGCGAGCAACUCAACAGGGAAAUCAUGGGAUCCGAAACCCCUGAGAAUCCUCCCUAGUCCGCGCUGAUGUCCCGAUCGCGAUCCAAACGCUUCCGGGAACAACUGGGUUGGAGGUGUUGGUGCAGGAUCCUGUGAAUGUCUCACCU
Erigeron canadensis is the source of this 823-nucleotide messenger RNA. RefSeq lists its product as uncharacterized. The transcript is spliced from 2 exons. The coding region runs from base 171 to 734 and encodes 187 amino acids. Lineage: Eukaryota; Viridiplantae; Streptophyta; Magnoliopsida; Asterales; Asteraceae. The record is from RefSeq and is a predicted model, not a curated record.